GGCGCUUUUGACAGAAGGGAGGAAAGAAAAGGGGAGGGGGGGACAGAGAGAGAGAGAGAGAGAGAAAGAGAACAGGAGCUUGUGAAGAGAAAGAGGGAGGGAGCUUCAGGCAGCGAGACUGGACUACCGCUCAAACACUGCAGUCUCUCUUUUGCUUCAAUGAGGGAACUGUCUCUCUUCUCCCUGCUGUUUCUCCUUCUUGCUGGUUCUUCUCUUGUUGCUUGGCCAUGACCCCGGUGGACACCUGGAUCUCCUUGCCCACCUAGAAGAGGAGAGAAAUGCUGUAGCAGAGGAAGAGAAGAGAAGAGAAGAGAAGAGAAGAGAAGAGAAGAGAAGAGAAGAGAAGAGAAGAGAAGAGGGGACACCGCACACUUUGCCUCACUGAUGAGAUUCUGGAAAAUUAAUUAACCGCCGUCAGCACAGAGAGGGGAGCGCAGAGGGGGGCUCGGUGUGAGGUGCAGGAAGAUAAUAAUAGGGAGUUGGGCGAAUUGCCAAAGGUUUAAAGAACUGGUUGUGGAGGAGAGGCAGAGUAACCCCUAGACACUUUUCAGAGACAAAAAGGACAACUUAGGGCAGAUGCAAACGAAGCGAGGGCAAAACUGGGCAAGGCAGGAAUUCAACAGAGAUAAUAAUUCAAAAAGCCAAAUAAUGGACCAGUCGCAUGCAUUAUUUCUCCUUUGAUGCUUAUUUUAAACCUUCUUCUCACUUUCAUAACACUAUCCUUCCCUUCAUCUCACAUUUUCUUUCUUUGCAUGUCAGCAAAAGCACAUCGACAGCCCCAACCACAUGCUGAGCACUCAGCCACGACUUAGAAGCUAGCGUAGCAUUUCAUUCAGUGGACCUUACUGAGUAAAAAAAGUUGGUUGGCAGAAUCAUGGGGGCCAUUACCCCCUGAGCAGCUGUUUAGGAAUGUCUCUUGAGAACAGGUAGGACGUUGCUGGAGCUUUUCGCCAGCCCGGUGCAGCUGGAGAGGUCGAGUCGAUGCCCUCUAGUCGUUUGCCUGAUUGAACCGUUACGAGAUGAAACCUGCAAAUCAGUUUAUCUCUCAGAGCAUGACACCUGUGUUUGAACGAUUACAGACAGGGAAACAGAGACGUGCAGAUGUGUUUGUGUGUGUUGAGAUUAUGUCCUAAAUCCACAGAAUUACACAGGUGUUGCGCCAGGAUUAUGCAAAGUCUCCUGCUGAAUAGAGUAAGUAUAGGAUUAAAGGGAGGAACUCAAAUCAAGUGAAUGGCAACAUUUUAUCUUUUACAAAUCAAGCCAGAUCAAGUGUAAUUAGGAAAAACGAAUCAGCCUUCCAGGGUUGGAAAGGGUUUGUAACUAUUUUUAGGUAAACUGGGGAUAGGUCAAAAACACUAACAAAACCCAUCACUCUGCGCCAAGUGGAAUAACUUCUGCUCCCUUGUUGUGAACUUUGCUCAGAUCUGAAGUACACAGAGUGACUAUUACAGACUCUGAAAGGCUUAUUCAGCAUCCAUAAUGAGACGCUCGAGCACGGACGAGACUCCAUACCGGCGCAGUCCGUCUCUGGACAGCAAACCCGACACGCCGCCGUUCACUUCUGGGUUUCACCGCUUCAGUGGGGAGUUUGAGUAUAAGCGGCCGCCAUUUGCGUUCGGCUUCCACACGACAAAAGAGCCGCAGACGUCCAAGGGGCGCUACGCCCAGGGGAAGAAGUAUGUGGUGUUUUACCUGGACCUCUCCUUCAUAUUCCUCCUAGAACUGCGCCGCUGCAGGAUGGCCGAGGGUUGCAUGAUGGCCCUGCGAUAUGGAAUGGUCUUCUUCAACCUCCUUUUCUGGUUGGGAGGAUGUGGCAUACUAGGGGUGGGAGUCUGGCUCUCAGUGACCCAGGGGAACUUUGCCACCCUAUCAUCAUCCCUUCCCUCCUUGUCGGCAGCCAACCUGCUCAUCGCAGUGGGGACCAUCAUCAUGGUGAUCGGCUGUUUGGGCUGUGUGGGAGCUGUCAAAGAGAGCCGUGCUCUGCUGCUGACGUUCUUCAUCCUCCUCCUGCUCAUCUUCUUCCUGGAGAUUCUUUCUAUCAUGCUUUUCUUCAUCUACCAAGACGAGAUUGAUCACUACGCCCAAAGGGAUCUGAAGAAGGGCCUCCAGCUCUUUGGCACAGAGGGAAACGUGGGUCUGACAAACGCCUGGAUGAUAGUACAAACUGAUUUUCGCUGCUGCGGGGUAACCAACCACACAGACUGGUUCGAGGUUUACAAUGCCACCCGUGUGCCAGACUCCUGCUGCCUGGAGUACAGCGACAACUGUGGCCUGGACAACCCAGGUACCUGGUGGACAGCGCCGUGCUACGAGCGUGUAAAGGACUGGCUUAAUGAAAACCUGGUGGCCCUUUGGAUCUUUGCGCUAUGCACAGCACUUACUCAGAUCCUGGGCCUGGUUUUCUCCAUGACGAUGUUCUGUCAGGCAGUGAAAGUAGAGACGUUUUAUGCCUAGCCAUGGAUCCUCUGCUCUUCAGCACCCUUGGAUUGUGUCUCAUCAGAGAGGGACGGAUAUAGACCCACCCUCGUCCUCCUCCUCCCCCGACAGACUCUUCUUUCCUUGUCCUCUCUGUGACAUUCCCUCUCAGAUGUCACCGGUUCACAGUUUUUCUGCUAACUAUCAACAAGCACAGUGUCAGUGUAUUACCUGAGUUGGUUCCUAUGGUUUGCUCUGUGUCAAAAAGCUAAUUUCUGUGAUACAUUUUAUGAAGCAGUAUUAUGAACAACAAAAAAAUUGUUUAAUAUGUGUUUUGUUCUAAAUUAUUUUAUGGUUUGUAUGUGUUUUAAAAAAUGAGAGCUACAGUUGGGGACUAUGUGAAGUGCUGCAAGUGCAUGUCUCCUGCAAUGAUGUGUAAUAAAUGUUUUUGGCUCGACUAAA
Molecule: messenger RNA, 2877 nt
Organism: Etheostoma cragini (Arkansas darter)
Lineage: Eukaryota; Metazoa; Chordata; Actinopteri; Perciformes; Percidae
Gene: tspan4a
Product: tetraspanin 4a
Exons: 7
Coding region: 1480-2454 (324 amino acids)
Cellular component (GO): membrane
Source: RefSeq, a predicted model, not a curated record